AAAGUUAGCUUUCAUCAUAAAUUUCAUUAAAUAUUUGUUACAAAACGUUAAAUUUAUAUACGAUUAUUACUGUUAAAACUUAAAUCUAAGUAAAUAAAAUAAAUUUACACGUAUAUUAACUGUUGACGUAAACUAGUUAAUAAACUUAGGCGACAACUGUACAUUUACACAUUACUUAUACAUUUAAGUUAAUCUUGCAUUGUAUAACAUUUCAGUUGACAACACACGCCUCUCAAAAUGACCGAAGAAAAGGAUUUGAUCAAAAAACGUGGCAGUUAUAAGGGUCGGCUAACUAACUUCUCAAACUACAUGAAUUCUUUGGAAAGUACUUCACUUACCUCUGUGGCCGCCAAUGAGUUGCAGUUAAGAGUCAGUAGAAUGGAAUCAUUAUUUAAUGAUCUCUCAGCGCUCACACCUGGACAUUUCCUUGUCGGACGUUCACUCACGUCAUUGCCGGUGCACGACCUGCGAGAUCACGCAUAUCAGCAUCUUUCACGAUUCCACCGAAUUGAACAGCUUCGUCAACAUUUCUGGGCUCGGUGGACAAAGGAGUAUAUCCCAGAACUGCAGCAUCGAAUCAAAUGGAGACUCAACCAAGAUUCCCUGCAGAAUAACACCCUCGUUGUCUUGAAGGAAGACAACCUGCCUCCGUUGAAAUGGCGACUUGGACGCAUUAUAGCCACUCACCCUGGUAAAGAUGGCAUAUCUCGAGUGGCUGAUGUGAAGACAUCUGGAGGAGUCGUUCGACGGGCUUUCAGCAAGAUAUGUCCGCUUCCUGUGGCUACCGAAUCUGCUUGAAAGGCUUCCUUUCAACCCCGGGGGCAUGUUAAAAUUUUAACUCAUUUAAGUCCUCGUCCAUGUCACCGAUACGCAAGAUUGCUGCGACUCUGGCGCAGGCGCUUUUUUAAUUUUAAGUCAAGUCAUGUACGUGUCACUUUUAGACAUUAUACGUUGGUU
Molecule: messenger RNA, 957 nt
Organism: Leguminivora glycinivorella
Lineage: Eukaryota; Metazoa; Arthropoda; Insecta; Lepidoptera; Tortricidae
Exons: 2
Coding region: 238-798 (186 amino acids)
Source: RefSeq, a predicted model, not a curated record